Molecule: messenger RNA, 1057 nt
Organism: Paramecium sonneborni
Lineage: Eukaryota; Ciliophora; Oligohymenophorea; Peniculida; Parameciidae
Source: the annotation of a GenBank genome assembly
AUGUAUAGAGAGAUUCAAAUGUAGAAAAUAUUAAACAACAACUAUUUACUUGGAGUAUUCUUUUUUAUAAUCUGUAUCUACAUUUGGUUAGUUUGCUUAACAUUAAUAUACCCAUACUCAAAUACAAAUACAUUAAUCAUACAAAUACUUUGGGUUCCAUUACAAAUAUUUUAUAUUAUGGUUAUAUGGUCAAUGAUUAGAUGUAUUAUUAGUGAUCCUGGCAAAGUAUUUGAUAAAUUAAUUUCAGGUUCCCAUUUAUUGGGGAGUUUUGUUAGAUGAUUAAGAAUAAAAGAAAAGACGAUAUUGUUUAAUUUGUCAUAUUUUUAAACCAGAACGUUGUCAUCACUGUUCAACGUAUAUAAUAUAUUGCUAUUUAAAAAGUUGUUAGAGAUGUGUAUUAAAUAUGGAUCAUCAUUGUCCAUGGAUAGGAAAUUGCGUUGGAUAUCAAAACCGAAAGUUUUUUAUUUUAUUUCUUCUAUAUAUAAAUUUAUCAGUGUUGUUUGGCAUUGCUAUUACAAGUUUAAGAGUUUAUCCAAUAAUAAUGGAUCUUAUAUAUAUAAAUUGGAAGUUAUUAAUUGAAAAUUAUCUAGUUAUCCCUACUCUUUUAUUGUAAACAAAUUAAACAUAAUAGAGAAAUAAUAAUUAUUACAUUCGGAGGAGUUAUAUCCAAUUUCUUUGUAUUUCAUUUAGAUUUAGUUUCAACCAAUAAAACAACUAUAGACACUUUAGAAGUAAGAAGAAAUGGAAAUCCUACUUAAACUCCUUUGAAUGUAUAUGAUAUAGGGUAAUCAAAAUUAUCUAAAUAAUGUAGGAUUAAAGAAAAUUGGUUAUAAGUAAUGGGAAAUAACCCAUGGCUAUGGAUUUUCCCUAUGUUUGGAGAAAGUGGUAGACCAAAAGGUGAUGGUGUUAGAUGGGAGCGUAAUUAAAAUUAAUUAACAAUGACUGAACAAAAUGUUACACAUAGAACUUAAACUAACUAAAAUUAAAGAAGCGAAAUGACUUAACCUUAAUAAAGAGUGUGAAAAACAAUAAUUAAUAUAAAAUAUUUAUAUUUCCU